This is a messenger RNA of Colletes gigas, 6293 nucleotides long. RefSeq names its product F-box only protein 28 (gene dmpd). The coding region runs from base 1835 to 3274 and encodes 479 amino acids. The transcript has 10 exons. NCBI's taxonomy places the organism in Eukaryota, Metazoa, Arthropoda, Insecta, Hymenoptera, Colletidae. Gene Ontology annotation, biological process: positive regulation of DNA-templated transcription. Gene Ontology annotation, cellular component: nucleus. Gene Ontology annotation, molecular function: protein binding; transcription coactivator activity. The record is from RefSeq and is a predicted model, not a curated record.
UGAUCUACUUAAAUCUAAAAAUCUACGCAAUUUUCGCGGGUGCUUAUUUAACUGUUAAAGAGCCACAGUUGGUUCGACUCAAACGGAUUAAUGACGUUUGAAUUAAAGAGAUACGUUUUGAUUUGUCCUAAUGUUUAUUAACAGUUCGAAAACAAAAGUUGUAUCAGUUUAACGUUCUUCUACUUUAGGAACGAUUUAAGGUAGGAAUUUUAGCGUGAGAUAACUUAACUACUCGUCCAAAAUUUCGCUUCGAUAACUGUGCAAUGAUGCCAGAUUUCUUAACCUUAAAUAACCUAUGUGUGUGGUAAAUUUCACGGUUUAUAAGAAUACGUGUUGAGACACAGCGGAUAAACUCCGUUGCAUUGUGUUGUUUAAAAUUUUCUAACUUCGACUAAAUAUUCUAAGCGACUUGUAAUUUCGCAGUGUUUUUAGUGACUCUUAUUAUUUAAUACGGAAUUAUAAAAAAUUGUCUUUUAAAACCACAUUUCCUUCCAGCUGGUCUAAGUGGGAUUGUUUAUUUUGAUUGUUUAAGAAAUGAUGUUUAUAAAUUAAAGUAUGAUGUACUCUUGUACAUCAAACAUAACAUAUGAUUCAUGCACGAUGGUAUUGCAUGAUGCUACAUUUCCUUCAUGCAGCGAGAACAUUUUUGAACAAUACCGUUGCAAAAUAAUAAAUAGGGCAAGGUAGACCCAAUCUCUUAGAUUUCUAUCUUUGGGAUUAUAUAGCCAAGAUAUUUUCUAGGUAUUUUCCAGGGAGUAAGAAAUUCAAUGUUGAAACAUAUAAGAAUGUGUAUUGAGGCAUAUUGACUAUGACAUUUUGUUGUUACAUUAUUGUAUUAGUGAUUUAAUUUGCAUAGGAUGCUGGGCUAUAAGUUGUAGAGUAGACUAAACUGGUGAAACAAGAAUAAGAUUGACUCCAGUGUCUUAAGAACUAUAUUCAAUGAUUACAAUAACAAGAGUUCAAAAGAACUGCUGGAUGUGAAUAAACAAAACUAUGAGGUACAAAUCAAGAAUAAUCAACUCUGAGCAACAAGCAAAUAAAAUAAUGUGAAGGAAGGAAGAUAAUAUCAUGAAGGUUUGCCAGCAGAUGGAACAUAUUUGUGCAUCAAUAUUAAAUUCUACAAUUCUGAAGCUUAAAACGCAAAUGUUAAAUCGUUACAACGCAAUUGAAGCUCAAAUACCGAAACCCGAAUCUAUAUGUCGUAAUCAUCAAUUAGUCUGCGAAUCACACAUAAUCGAAACACUUCACAUGCGACUUACUUUGCUUCAGAUGAGUUUUGGCAACCACGUUGAACGCGCACACUGUUGCUCCUUUCCUGGAAAGAUUUUAGAUGAAGUUUAUCGCAUUUUACAUUACAUAAAAGCUACUUCAAUAUUAGCCAAAUAGGACAAAAGAAGAUAAUCAUUUUGGAAUUAUAGUAACAGAGUCGAAGCCGAUGCACCCAACUGCGAUUUUCUGAAGGGGACAAAAACAGGUCUCAGGAUAGGUAACGAAAAAGAAGAACCAUUUCAACGCUGCACGCGCGGGCUUUUUUCCGGGUAGAAUUCGUGUGUGUGAGUGCGCCAUAGUUACACGAGUAUAUUGCGCUAAGAGAAACGGAGAGAGGCAUAGAGAAGGGUACCACAAACGAGAGCGAUAGGGCUACUCGAGAAGAAACGAGAGAAACUUCGAUAGUGAAACGGAGCGAGAACGAGAUCGUUCGCAAGGGUCGUGAGGAGAAGGAAGGGAUCUCCGUCAAAAUGUCGCUGAAAACACCAACACGGAUACAUUGAUUGCUUUUCGUCAUUUAACAGGGGGUUUCUGGUGAAGCUGAUUACCUAAACACGUUAAAAAUAUGGUAUCAACUCGUCAGUCAAGUAAUAUGGGAGGAAGUAAUGGGGGCGGGCCGGUUGCAGAAGUUGCAGAUGUGAGUCCAUCCAGGAGACAUCAAUCUGUAGCAAUGGCUAGUUCUUAUAGCGGGGCCUCAGUUUCGGAACCACCUAUCUUUAAUAAGUUAAAUCUUCCGAACUUACCAAUUGAAAUUCUUGAAAAGAUUUUCAGUUAUUUGGACUAUGAUACUGUGGCUCGUUUACGUCCAGUUUGUCAGCAGAUGGAUCGCGUUUGCGGAUCAAUAUUAAAUUCCACAUUUCAGAAGCUUCAAGCACAAAUGUUGAGUCGUUUCCAAGCAAUUAAAGCACAGAUGCCAAGACGUGAAUCUGCACGUCGUAAUCAUCCAUUAGCUUGUGAAUCAGACAUAAUUGAAACCCUUCACAUGAGACUUACUUUACUCCAAAUGAGUUUUGGCAAGCAUAUUGAACGUAAACAUUGUUGUUUUUUUCCUGGGGAGAUUUUAGACGAAGUUUAUCGCAUUUUACAUUAUAUAAAAGUUACUCCAAAAUUAGCCAGACCAUAUAAAGUUACCGACGAGUUAUUUGAUUUAAGUACAAUGGCUAUGGAAUACUUUAAGGAACGCAUUGAGCCGACAUUACCAGAAAUUCCUUAUUUUGGAGCCGAUUUUCUAGAUCUUGCUGGGACAUUCUCCUCUUCUAGUAAUGUGAGUAAACCAUUUAUUUGUCUGGACUCCGCGCCUUUGAAUGUUGGAAGUGGAAAGGGUGGAAGUAAUAGCGGAGAAGAAGGAUCCUCGCCGCAUUCUUCGGACGAUCCUGUUCUUUUAGAAUCGAAUGUAUCACCUCCACAAUCAAACAUGGUUUUACGAAAACGGAUUCGCAAGAUUAAACAGGGCAUGAAACGAUACAAUAGCCAGUUAACGUUAAUGCGUAGAGAUUUGAGGAGUUGCAAGGCAAAAAUAGCUGAACAACAAAAACAAAUUGUUGAAUAUGCUACACGUCUUGAUGACAAUGAUAAGAAGAAUGAGGAAACCUCCCGAAAAUUUAGCACGCUCCUACAGGAAUUAAACAAGUGUAAAACAGAGCUUCAGUAUUGGCGAUCGAAAUCUCCAGCAAUACCAGUGUGUGUAGUUUGUGGUCAAUCUAUGUUGGUACCAUCAGAGGACAUACAAGUUCUAACCAAUCAAGGUGUACUAUCAGAGACGCUUGAUGAAGGUUUGGACUUCAUCCCUAUAGCAGACGCGCAAAGUCCGACUGAAGUAGCUCCACAGCCAGUAGUUACACAGCCUUCAUCGCCACCACCGACUGUGGAAAUGGCACCACCAAAGGCUCCUGUGCCUUCAUUAUCUACGAAACGGAAAUCUACUACAGAGGAAACUCCAAACGAUGCCGGAAAGAAACCACGCCGUGCCACCAAGUCACGUCAGGUCAAACGUUCGAAGAUGUAAAUCAAUUCUAAUCAUGGUACAAAAAUAUCUAUCUAACAUCCUUAUUGGGUUUUCGAAAGAGGUCUUUCUACUUAAAGCAUACAUGUUUCUUUAUGCUAGCGAAACAAAUGAUCUUAGAAAAGUACAAAAUUCUUUCUUGAACGUCCUGCAUUUCGCGCAACGAACCUCAUUUUGAAAAUUAUAGCCACGUUGGUUGUCACGUGAAGGGAACCAACGCGAUUGAUUUUCCUAUUUUAUUAUGGACGAAUUUGUCACACAUGGUGACAUCUACAAAUAUUCUAAAUGAUAGCUGAUCAUUUGUAUUGUUCGUAAAGUAACAUGGAGUAACUUUUUCGAGCCUUUUUAAUUGUUAUUAUUUUUGCGAUGGUAUACACAAGGAAAGCGGAAGCGUUGAAUUUGAUGUGAAAUGUUCAUUUUAUAACGAUCACUUGCUAUGGAGCAGAUCAAACGUCAUUAAUGAGGUGACGAAUAAGAAGUUCACCUUCUGUAUUCCUUGAAUAGAAACAAUGCACUGAUUUACCAUUUACUCGCAAAAUAUUUCGAAUGUUUUUUCUUUACUGUAAUGAUACUUUUAUCCCAAACAUUUUAUCCUUAACAGUUUAAUUAAAUACCCACCAGACAAUACAGGAAUUAAUAUAAAAUGCAAUGUUUGGUAGUCACACAAAAAGGAGGUUCUUUGUAUUAAAGUCACUACAAAGUAUGUUUGGUGUCUUCAACUUACAAAAGAAUACCGAUAACAUAUUUUACUGUUUAGUACAGUGUUAAACGAAUAAAAAUCACUUUACGUGAUGAAUUUUGUUCCGCGAGGCGGGGGAUGUUCUUGUCUUUAUAGAAAUUUUUACGAAAAAUUUCGAGUGGACAUUGGAUAUGAUUCUAGCAAAUUUUAUUUUGCAGUAUCAACAAUAAAUAAGUACCUGAGAGGACUGAGUGGGGAUUGGUUCGCGCAGGUACUCCAAGUUCAUCAAUAUUCAUAUCAAUUUUCUAAUUUAUCUAAGUCUGCUCAAUUGAAAAUGUAUUUCUCUUUAAAAUGAUUUGUGUAUAUACCACUUAUGUUAUGAGUUUAGCCAUAAAAUGGGUAGCAAAUGUCAAAGGCUUUGUAAACUGAAUUGCUUUUGCAUAAUGACAUGUGAUAUCAGUUUAUCUUUCUGAAUAUUGACAGGUAAACUUGUAAUUGAAAAAAAGUAAUUUAAUAGAGCAGCUCACCGCGAUGAAAUCAAAACAAUUUUACUGAUAUAAAAUUUCGUGAGCCUUAAAAAUGCGAUGUUGGGGAGAAAGUGAAUUGUAAACGUGAGCAAAACAUAUUAAAUACCUUGGAAGGUAUUAUUUUGUUUUCAACGCGCCAUCUUGUAAAUGAGCGAUUAUUUUACGGGAUGGUGUAUAUUGCAAUAUUAAUAGUGCUAGGAAAUUAUUUAUAGGAUCAAUUAUUUAUAGGAGAAUGAUUGUCAGAUCAUUUUAAAAAAAUUUUGGAAACACCAAUUUUCUAAUUUAUCAAUCACGAUAAAAAUUUACUAAGUUCACAUCACAUUCGUAAGAAAAAAAAUGAAGAGAGGAAAGUAGGAAGCACUGAGCAAUUAUUUAACUAAAUCAAUUGAAAUUUCGCGUUUACGUAAUUUCCUUUUAAAUCGGACGGGUUACCCUGCGCGAUGUUCGAUGAUCGGUCUGUGUAGAUUCAAUUAUUUUAUUUGCACCAAUCCUAAUUAAUCUCUAAGAUGCGUAGUUCGAAAUAUUGUGAGUUAUUAUUAUUCAUGAUUCUAGUAGUAAAUAUAAAGGAUACUGAUAAUAAGUAAAUGAUACUUUAUUAUGAAUAUAUAUAUGUAUAUAUAUACAUACAUAUAUAUACAUAUAUGAGUGCGGUGUUUGCCAGAUAUGCAUACCACACAGAGCACUUUAGUUUAAACUUUAAUGGAACAAUAAGAUAUAAUAAUUAAUUAAUGAUGAAAUAUUACCGAAAUAUAUAUAUGUACGUAUGUAUAUAUAUAUAUACAUAUAUGUAUGUAUAUGCUUAUAUAUAUAUACGUGUAUAUAUAUAUCUAUAUAAUUUUUUAUCGAUGUCGAAAAUUAAUUAGGAAAAAUAAACCUAGUGAGCAGAUGGAAACACGUGUACGUCAUAACACGCAUGUAUGAGAUAAUUUGAACGAGAGAAUAAGAGCGUGUGAUAUAUAAAAAUACUAAAUUCAAACUUAAUGAGAAUUUACGAUGUGAUGCUUUAUCGAUUUAACUGCGGGAAAGUGACCUUUAUUCAAAUAAAAUACACGUGGGGCGUUUCUGGCUACAGAAAAUAUGUGUGAAUUUUACCUAAUGUUAUGUUGAAUAGGAUUGCGGGGGCGGGCGUAACUAAAUCGCCGUGUCGGAAAUUUCGAAAUGCUUGCAUUGUAUGUUUAUGUCGCGACUAGCGGUACGUUCGGACAGACCAAAAAACGAGAAGAAAGAAAAAGAAAAUUUGAGAACAUCGAAUAAAUCGUGUAUCAAAAGACUCUUUUUACACGAAUAUAUCUAGGCCCCUGAUGUAACAGCAUCCUGUGUACAAUCUUCAAAGAAUUGUAUUUAGGAAUCAAUAACUGAAUGUACCUCAUGUACUUCUACUGAAAUAUUUACUCUUUCGACGAUACACGUUGCCAGUUUAUUGUCUUAAAAUAGUUUACAGUCCUCGGCUUUCCGACAUUAUCCGUCCCCGAACGAUACAAAUGUAGCGUUGUGUACUAUGUAUAUGAAUCUACUAAGAUUAAUCGAAUAUAACAAUGAAUACACAAUUAGAGGUAGACUAAUUUCCUAAUUAGUAGUGCCGUGUGUUAUGAUUGCGAGCACAAAACGAUAAUUUUCAAUUUUGAUUCGUCACGAAUUAAUCCGAGGACCAUAUUCGUUCGCAGUAUGUACAUACUAGCAAGUAAUGGUCUCCGGAUCAGGUACACAAUAAGCAAUUACAAAGAAAAUAUUAUACGCGUGUACUUUGGUAAUUACAGACACGAGAAGGAACAUAGGAAUACAAUUGCCAGCGUUAGGGCCCGAAACGUCGUACCGC